AUGGCGUCGGGCGAGCUCGAGCUGACGCUGCGCAUCCACCGCGGCGGCCACAACCACAGCGGCGGCAGCGGCAGCGAGCUCACCUCGGACGACGCCGACCAGCAGCACCCGCACCAGCACGGGCAGGCGCCCGCCUCUGCCCCCGCGCCUAUCGCCAGCUCGCCGCCCCCGCCGCCCCUACCGCCGCCGCCGCCACAAUCGCAGCCUCUCAGCCGGCAGCCCUCCAAGGCGCUCAACUCCAAGAACUUCUCGCUGAGCCGAAAGCUGGCCAAGUUCGCCAAGGAGAAGAAAGCGGCGAAGACGCUGGGCAUCGUGAUGGGCGUGUUCAUCGUGUGCUGGCUGCCCUUCUUCAUCGUGAACCCGCUGUCGGUGGUGCUGCCGCAGCAGGAGCUCUUCUCGGCCGUCGUCUGCUGGCUGGGCUGGCUCAACUCGGGAAUGAACCCCGUCAUCUACGCCUGCUGGAGCCGGGACUUCCGCAGGGCAUUCGUGCGGAUACUGUGCGUUUGCUGUCCCAGGCGGAUGCGCCGGAAGUAUCAGCCGGCGCUUCGGUCCAAACCUAGCCAGUUCCUGGGCAACACGGCGGUCAUGCUGGCGCACUCAAGCGUCGGCUAUUCUUCCGUGGGCCGCCACCAGCACCAGCUCUACCGGAUAUGACGUCACGACGCGGCCGGCGGCGAACUGCGGCGCAGGCCCAGCCUCUCGUAGCGCGAUCGCCGUCGGGCCACCCCGCGCCUUGCUGCGUCACUUCCUGUCUCCACCUGUCUGCCCGCCUCGACGCUCCGAGAGCGGCUGCCGUGGAUUCGCACCUGGUUACAACUAAGCUCUUUAUGUGAUGUUGUAUAUUUUGUGUUGUUGUUGAGGGGAAAGUAUACGCUCAGAAACGUAGUUCUUUUUCCUAAUU
Molecule: messenger RNA, 901 nt
Organism: Schistocerca americana (American grasshopper)
Lineage: Eukaryota; Metazoa; Arthropoda; Insecta; Orthoptera; Acrididae
Product: dopamine receptor 2-like
Exons: 3
Coding region: 1-654 (217 amino acids)
Biological process (GO): adenylate cyclase-activating adrenergic receptor signaling pathway
Cellular component (GO): membrane
Molecular function (GO): G protein-coupled receptor activity
Source: RefSeq, a predicted model, not a curated record